This is a messenger RNA of Dictyostelium discoideum AX4, 261 nucleotides long. RefSeq names its product hssA/2C/7E family protein. Lineage: Eukaryota; Evosea; Eumycetozoa; Dictyosteliales; Dictyosteliaceae. The transcript has 2 exons. The record is from RefSeq and is a predicted model, not a curated record. Bases 1 to 261 code for a protein of 86 amino acids.
AUGACACUUUUUAAUUCAAUUUCAUCAAUUUCAAACUCAACUGGUUUAUCAAAACAAAGUUUAAUUGUAAAUGUUGAUGGUAAUACAAGUUCAAGUGGUGGUAAUAGUACUUCAUGGUUAGGUGGAUUUGAUGGUUGUGGUGGUUGUGGUGGAUUCGGAAGUUAUGGUGGUUGUAGGGGAUUUGGUGGAUGUGGUGGUUCAAAUUUAAAUAUUAUCAAUGUUGACAUUGAUAUUGGUCGUCGUCGUCGUAGAUGUUGUUAA